UACUAUCAUUCAUUCCAACUCUAAGCAGUUUCACUCUUUACUACUACUACUACUACACUUCUUCACACAGAUAAUGGAAAAUUGCAGAAAGGUUAAUUACCCACAUCAAAAAACAUGGAAGAAAGGUCCGCCGAGAGGAAAAGGCGGCCCACUAAAUGCAUCUUGCGGUUACAGAGGUGUCCGUCAGCGAACAUGGGGGAAAUGGGUGGCAGAGAUCAGAGAGCCCAAGAAAAAAAACAGACUCUGGCUCGGCUCUUUCUCCACAGCCGAGGAAGCAGCCAUGGCCUAUGACCAAGCAGCCACAAGGCUAUAUGGUCCAGACACAUACCUAAACCUGCCUCAUCUCCAACCAAAAACAGCAACCAACAACAGCCCGAUUAAAUGGUUUCCAUCGACUUCAAAAACAACGCAUCUGCCUAGGUUUCACGCUACUACCACUCCAUGGCUCAAUCUUAGUGCUCAACCAAGUCUUCAUUCUAUUCACCAAAAGCUACAGCAGCUCAACAACAACAAAAUUGGGCUAAUUAAACAUCAGCAGCCACCUACUAUAACAACAACCCAACCAGAACCACCAACAGCUCAGUCUGAGGAAAAGCCUCAGAUUGAUCUUCAUGAAUUCCUCAUGCAGAUGGGAAUAUUGAAAGGAGAUGAUAACCAACAACAGCCUAGCGCUAAUUCACAUGGCAAAGAUGUGGUUAAUGUCCAGGGAAGACUCUAUGCCAUAGAGGAGAAGAGUUUCAAUUGGGAAACAUUGAUAGAUAUGCAUGAUGGAUUGAAUGAUCAAGACAAACAGAUUCAUAAUGAUCAUCUUCCUGAAGGAGGAGGAGAAGAAGAACAAGAUAGAUAUUUUUCCUAUACACUUCCCUGUUUCCAUGAAGAGCUAUCUUUUGGCGAUAAUUUAUGGAAUUUCUGUUAG
This is a messenger RNA of Impatiens glandulifera, 916 nucleotides long. Its product is annotated as dehydration-responsive element-binding protein 2F-like. Bases 74 to 916 code for a protein of 280 amino acids. Gene Ontology annotation, molecular function: DNA-binding transcription factor activity; transcription cis-regulatory region binding. NCBI's taxonomy places the organism in Eukaryota, Viridiplantae, Streptophyta, Magnoliopsida, Ericales, Balsaminaceae. Gene Ontology annotation, cellular component: nucleus. The record is from RefSeq and is a predicted model, not a curated record. The transcript has a single exon. Gene Ontology annotation, biological process: response to stress; positive regulation of DNA-templated transcription.